Molecule: messenger RNA, 597 nt
Organism: Cynocephalus volans (Philippine flying lemur)
Lineage: Eukaryota; Metazoa; Chordata; Mammalia; Dermoptera; Cynocephalidae
Gene: LBX2
Product: ladybird homeobox 2
Exons: 2
Coding region: 1-597 (198 amino acids)
Biological process (GO): regulation of transcription by RNA polymerase II
Cellular component (GO): nucleus
Molecular function (GO): DNA-binding transcription factor activity, RNA polymerase II-specific; sequence-specific double-stranded DNA binding
Source: RefSeq, a predicted model, not a curated record
AUGAACUCGGGACGCGAGCCCCGGACGCCCCGGACACCUUUUAGCAUCGCAGACAUCCUAGGCCCGCGCAUGGUCCCCCGAGCACCCUCUGCGCUGCAGCUUCCUGAGUCGGGCCCCGGUCCCUCGUCGCCGCUGGGCGCGCUGGAGGAGCUGACCAGUAAAACUUUCCGCGGACUUGACGGGCGUGCUCCGCAGCCUGCUGAAGGCCGGGCAGUCUCGGAAGUGAGGGGCCGCAGCGCUGGCCUGGCCGGCCGCAGACGGCGCAAGUCACGCACGGCGUUCACCGCGCAGCAGGUGCUGGAGCUGGAGCGGCGCUUCGUCUUCCAGAAGUACUUGGCGCCUUCCGAGCGCGACGGGCUGGCUGCGCGACUGGGGCUGGCCAACGCGCAGGUGGUCACUUGGUUCCAGAACCGGCGAGCCAAGCUCAAGCGCGACGUGGAGGAGAUGCGCGCCGAUGUGGCCUCGCUACGCGCGCUGUCUCCCGGGGUCCUGCGCCGCCUAGCACUGCCCGACGGCGCUUCACGGCCCGAACCCCGCCCCGCCCGGCCUGAUUCCGGGCCCCACCUGUCGGAUGAGGAGAUACAGGUGGACGAUUAA